Messenger RNA from Drosophila suzukii, 586 nucleotides. RefSeq names its product U-actitoxin-Avd3q-like. Gene Ontology annotation, molecular function: serine-type endopeptidase inhibitor activity. NCBI's taxonomy places the organism in Eukaryota, Metazoa, Arthropoda, Insecta, Diptera, Drosophilidae. The record is from RefSeq and is a predicted model, not a curated record.
UUUUGCUUGAUAUUAAGAAAGAUGCCCUCCAUUAUCUUAGCGAAGUUUAGUCAAAGCCUUAUAAACGAAUUGCUGGUAUUGUACUCAGACAUCAUACAUAUGCCGACAGAAAGGUGCUUAAUUUUUAGAAUCGUCCCGGUACCUUUAUCUGAUCGUCUCAAAAUAUCUUACAAUUGAGGCCAUUGUUGAGUUGUUUUCGAUUCGUGGUCGAAAAUCUGUUGGCAUCCCCGCCUAUAUAAGCCCAUAAAUGUACAGUUCAUUUAAAUCAUUUCGAGCAUCCAAAUAAGUACGUUGAAAAUGAAGUGGCUUUCGGUUCUGGCUUGUGUUUUCCUUUAUGUGUCCGUCACAUGUGCUCAGGAAACCUGCAAUGGACUUCCAAGAGACGGUCUGGAUUGCGACCGCGGAAAGAAUGAAGGACUUAGUGGAUGGAAUUGUCAAAGAUAUGCUAUGAAAGAAAUGUGGUACUGGGACCAGAGAUCUAGGAAGUGCAGAAAGAUGAGGUAUCUCGGAUGUCGUGGCAACAAAAACCGCUAUUGCUCCUUGAGGCACUGCCAAAGAUUAUGUCCUAGUCGACCUUAGUCCUGAU